AUGGUAUAGUUACAAGGAUCUUUACAUGAUAAUAAAAUAUUUUAAAAUGAUAAUUUAAUCAAGGGAUAGAGAAUUGAGGAAUUAGUUUCAAAUAAUAAUUUACCCAAUUAUCAGGUCCUUAAGUCAUAUAAGGAGGAAUUUGAAAAUGAGUAAAUGUUUAACAAAUUUGAGAUUUAUAAUGAUUAGAUAUUUACUGCUAAAUCACUAUUAGGUUAGCAAUGCCGAGUUAUUGAUAAAAAUCUUGAAUAAGGUUAUAAGAAAAUAAUAUUUUAAAAGUUGAUAAAGAUGUCUACUAAACUAAAAGUUUUAUCUAAAAGAUAAUUAAGCUUAAUGAUGAUAUUUUUAUAUGUGGACUAGAAAAUGGUUGGAUUCAGCUAUUGA
Stylonychia lemnae is the source of this 381-nucleotide messenger RNA. The record is from the annotation of a GenBank genome assembly. Lineage: Eukaryota; Ciliophora; Spirotrichea; Sporadotrichida; Oxytrichidae.